CAUAACCUGGAAGACACAUAAUCUAUUUAUCAUCAUGGACCACAAGAGUAUUGUCAUCAUGUGCGCUGUUCUGCUGUCUGCUACUCUUAUAGAAGGAUAUGCUGUACCUCGUGGAAAUCGCUGUUUAUGCAAAAGAAAUUCCAACAAGCUCAAUGUGAUGGCAAUGGAAAAGCUGGAGAUUCACCCCAGAAGCUCUACAUGUGAGAAAAUUGAAUACAUUGCAACUUUAAAAAAUGACUCUGUUCCAAAGUGCGUUAGUCCUGAUCUUUUAGCACUAAAGGUUCUUCUGAGUGGAAAGAAUCGGCAUCUUAACCAUAUCAAAGUGAUCCGCCACCAAUAACUGUGAACAUGGAUGAAAGAAACCAUGCCAAAACAAACCAGUCUAAUAGUUAUCAGUGCCUUUAUUGCUGUGAAUAAUAGGUUAUUUACAUUUGUUUAUCUUUUACUCUAAUAAUUUCCUUUGAUGAGAAACAGUGUUCUGAAAACAUGUUAGUUAUACAUUUUUUAAAGAGAAACAAUGGGGUAGAUUUAUCAAAACUUGUGCAGGAAAAGCGGACCAGUUGCCCACAGCAUACAAUCAGAUUGCUUAAUUUAUUUUUCAGAGGCCUUUUAAAAAUGAAAGAAGCAAUCUGAUUGGUCACUAUGGGCAACUGAAUUACUAAUUCCCAUUCAGGCGUACACCCUCCUGGGACUAAUUUCCCAAACUAGGGAGCCCUAUCCAAGUAAAAUUUUCCUUUAUUAAUCCAUAUUAAAAAAUGUAUGUUUGUGAGUAAACCAAAAUAUGAUGUGUAUUAAAAACACAGCUAAUAAAGGAAACUUUUACUUGGAUAGAGUUCCCUAAUUUGGGAAAUUAGUCCCAGGAAUUUGGAUUGUUAACCCUGGGAAACCCUCAGUGGGAGUUUUGGAUUUAUACUAUGGGCAACUGGUCAAUUUUCCUCUGCACAAGUUUUUGAUAAAUCUCCGCCAAUAUUUUUAACAAAAUGUGUAUGUAGUGGAUGUAAAUAUGUUUAGUAUUUAAAAAUACUAUCAAAUGUAAAAUAAUGUAAAAUAACAUUUAAAUAAUUUAUUUUCAUUUCAUUAAAAAAAUGUUUUUUUUUUAUUACAGUCAGUUUGUUCUAUUGCCUAAAUUUGAAUAAAUCUGCAUAUAUCUGCAUAUUUUUACAAGUUAAAUUGUUGGAGAAAUUAAUGUGUGUGUAUUUGAGUAAAUGUACUGUAGAUCAUUUGUGCUCUUUUAGCUAUUAUGUACUUUAUGGGGGGCCUUUAUCAUUGUAGGUGUAAGUGAAGCAUUUUUCUACACCUUUUUUUGUGUGUGCUGAUAAUGUGUAGGAGCACCACAUUUAUUAAAUGGUCGUAGAGCAUUCCAUAAAUUUUGUGCAGGUCACAUUUUCUGAAAUUUUACUAUUCACAUACACCAUAAAGCUGAGCUAAGCCUGGGCUGGUGUACU
Messenger RNA from Hyla sarda, 1445 nucleotides. RefSeq names its product C-X-C motif chemokine 10-like. The record is from RefSeq and is a predicted model, not a curated record. The transcript is spliced from 4 exons. Gene Ontology annotation, cellular component: extracellular region. Gene Ontology annotation, biological process: immune response. Bases 35 to 340 code for a protein of 101 amino acids. Gene Ontology annotation, molecular function: chemokine activity. NCBI's taxonomy places the organism in Eukaryota, Metazoa, Chordata, Amphibia, Anura, Hylidae.